Molecule: messenger RNA, 2067 nt
Organism: Pseudonaja textilis
Lineage: Eukaryota; Metazoa; Chordata; Lepidosauria; Squamata; Elapidae
Source: RefSeq, a predicted model, not a curated record
UGUUAUUGCUUAGUUCUGGGGACGCGUAAUGCAUCAUUCGCAAUCCUAAUCCCUAAAUAUUACGAGCACCGUCUUCCUGAUUGAAAGGGCGACAGGAGUGCAAAUAAAUCCGAGUGCAAAUAAACCCGAGAGACUGGUUGCGAGGAAAAAAGUCUGGGCAGGGAGAGAGAUCGCACAAACGUCUCCUGUAACCCGGAGCCUUUAGAGACGGCCAGCGUGAAAUGAAUUCGCCGCGUUUGCCACGACCACGCUAAUAUUUGCAUGUAGCUUGUUAUCGAAGACAGAGAUUUCAUCGACUUUUCUAUGCACCUGCAUUGGGGAUAAUUUUUUUCCUUUAAAAGAAAAAAGAGGAAAAAUAGCGGAGAUUCAUAAUACCUAAAAGAUUUAUUACGCUAUAAACGAUAUGGAUGACCACCAUGAAGCAAAAGAUGAGAUGCGGUGUGCAACAUCACAAGAGAAAACAAAAGUCAGAGAGGAAAGUAAAAGGAAACGGAAGCGAAGCAGAAGCAGAUCCUCCUCCAUCUCUUCCUCUACAUCUUCUAGUUCUUCUACAUCCUCCUCUUCAAGGUCUUCUUCCAGGUCUUCUGCCUCGCAAAGCAGAAGCAGUUCAAGUGGCAGAGAUUCUUCAAAAGUAAAAGCUAAGAAGAGGAAAAAGGAAAAACACAACAAAAAGAAAAGGAAAAAAGAGAAGGUGAAAAGAAAGAAAGAAAAGAAGAGAAAGAAAGAGAAAUCAAGUCCUGUACAGCUUUCUAAAUAUCUCAAAGAUAAAAAGAAGAAUCAUAACUACAGUAUGAUCACAGGAAAGAAAAUUAAGAUGAAAAUAAAGAAGAGUAAAAAGGAUAAAGAGCGAGAUCGGAACCGGGCAGAACUUCUUGAUUUCUUGAACUCUACUUUUUAGUGAAAAAGCUGUUAAACAAGGACCAAUAAGUCUGUCAGCUUAUUCAGUCAUCUUGCUCCUUAAAGCACCAAAUACGAGCUCAGGGUGAAGCAUGAAAGAACAUCUUGAUGCAUGAGGAGUUGAAAUUGUUCCACUAUGAUGAUAAUUGACAACUCCUUUAAGAAGGGCAAAAUAAUUGGUGACAUUUUAUCAAUAAAGAGCCAUAUUGAAGUUGCAAAGAACCUAACCAAACUAGGACGAAGGCAUAACCAUUCAUUAAAGUGAAAGGAUGUGUUGGAAUAUCCAAAUUGCAUGCAGAAUGCAACUUUAUCAUCUGUUGUCCUUGGUCAUUUUUCUGAUUAGCCAAAUAAUAGCAGAGAAGUUCUUAAAGAAGAAUCAGACCCUUGUAUAUAAAUAUUUUUAGUAUUGAGAAUAUUUGCAAACAGCAAAAUACCUCUUUCUGAGUUGUGUAUGUUCUCUAAAGCAUUGAGUAACAUUUUUUAAAUCAUUUUUCUUUUGUAAAGUGUUUUCUUUUUAAAGUUAGUAAAAAAAAACACUCUAAUUUCAAUUUAUCUAAUGAGGUGCUAGGCAUUUCAUUUAAAAAUUCUGGCGUGGUACAACUAUUAAAUGAAUAUGAUGAAAUUAGUUUAUUGCCCACUGCUGCUUGGUUUUUUUCUUAUUUUGGGUAUGAUGACCAUUGAUCAGUAUUGUGGCCUUUCCUUCAGAGAGGCAUGUAUCGAAGUCCACAUUAUGAAAAUCUCAGUGGGAUACCAAUUUCAGUUGAGUGUAAUGAUAUGACUAACAGAGUGCUCAAAAAACUGGUUGUAGUAUGUAACCUCACAGUGUGUGAAGUUUCAUUUUAUCAGAAAAAUCCAAUAAAAAGCUUCUGAAUUUGAGGUAAAUUGUUUUAGUGAAAUAUUAACAAGCGUGAAGAAAGCCUAGGAUUAGAAUGAUGCUGUUGAGAACUUUAGCUACCAUAUAGAUUUUUCUUUCUCCAAAACACUUAAUAAGGAAAAUGUUUAAUGACUUAACAGUUUGUCUUCAUUUUUGCACUUUUUAAACAUCACACCCUUAGAUGGUUUGUUUACCACGAACACACCCAAAACAGUUACCAUAUCUUUAUAAUUUAAAACAAUAAUUUAUUGAAAUAUUUGUAAAUAAUUAAUUUAUCAAUAGUUAAAAUAUAGUUA